Messenger RNA from Amphibalanus amphitrite, 3279 nucleotides. RefSeq lists its product as uncharacterized. The transcript is spliced from 3 exons. The record is from RefSeq and is a predicted model, not a curated record. Bases 727 to 3279 code for a protein of 850 amino acids. Lineage: Eukaryota; Metazoa; Arthropoda; Thecostraca; Balanomorpha; Balanidae.
GGCUGCUCGUGAGUCCGGGGAUGUUUGGCGGCCGAGCUGUGGCUGUGGGUUCCCCCGUGACGGACCGUGUGGACGGAGCGAUCUUCGUGAUGAGAUCGACUUGUUGAGCGCCGGAGACGUGAACAGCCGUAACGGACAGUUUCGGACUGCCUCGAGAGCUGCAGACGAAUAGAGGUCCAGUUGACGGCACAGCGUUUUUGACUACGAGGGCGCUCGGUUUGGCCCACGGCUGAGGCCGUGGCGGCUACAGUUACGGCUGAGUCUUCAUCAGCCACGCCCGUCUGCGUCCGUCGGCUUCUCUGCUGCGCUGCGGUUGAGGACACCAGCCCGCGGCCGAGUGAGACGGUCUCCGAUCGUGGGUGAGUGAUUCUGGCAUCAUGCCAGGUCGGGAGGACGAUAGAAGCCGGGUGGCCUGUCGCCUCUGGUGACUGUGCGCGGUGGCCGCGAGCACUAGCCCGAGGCUACAGUGGUUGGUGCCCGGGGCUACAGGUGAUUGUGCUUCACGGUGUUUCGGGACGCCAGGGAGUAGGGGUCGGUCAGCUCCGCCGUGAGCAGUUGGGCUGUUGAUAAGCGAUGGACGCCGGGUCUGGGGUGGUGUGUAUUGUGUGUGCACUACGCUAGUAAUAUCGUUAGUGUUUAAGUAGUAGUAUUAGUGUUUAAGGUGUGUGUUUAUUUAUUUGUGAUUGCACAGGUUGUGUUAUGCGGAGUAGGUGUUUAGAAUAGCUGAUGUGGCUUAAUCCUGGAUCCUUGUUCGUAAUUCUCCUCAUCUUUUUGUCCUCUGCUUUCACAAUGGCACCUACCAGGGAAGAUUUGAACAGGCUAAAACUGACCGAGUUACAGAGAGAGCUAGAGUCUAGGGGACUUGAUAUCACAGGUAAGAAGAACGAGUUAGUGGAUAGGCUGUUUGAGGCACUGAUAGAAUCAGAGACGCCCCCUCCAGCGCAGAAGGAAAGUCCUCAAAUGCCCCUUGUGGCACCCGAGUCGGGAUCUGCGGUUCCUGAUGCUUCCCUACUCUUAGCUCGUUUAAGAAUUAUCCAGGAGAGACAGCUGGUUGAGCAGGAGAGGAUUUCAGUUAGGGCAAAGGCAGAGCAGGAUGAUUCGAGACUUCAGGCUCGAUCGGAGCAGUUGCAGAUAGAGUUGCAACUUGCUGAAGUGGGUCACUAUGACGAAGCUGCCCUUGAGCCCCUGAGGGUUUCUACAGCUAGUCAGGCUCCGCAGUCAGAGUCCGCGAGUGCACUGUCCUCGCAGGUGAGGCGUGCUCUGCUCCCUCCCACGGAGCUACGUCCAUUCACAGGUAACGUGGAAGAUUUUCGUUUAUUUAUGAGCGCCUUCGAGGCUCGUGUUGCCAGUAAGACUGAUGAUCAGGAGGAACUUUUAUUUUAUUUGGAACAGUUCACUAGCGGGAAACCGAACCAGCUGGUGAGGAGCUGUCUUCAUCUGGGUGCUGCUGGAUUCGUUGAGGCCAAGCAGUUACUCGAGACGCGGUACGGUAACACAAUAUGUUUAGUUGACUCAUACGUUGAGAAGGUAAAGGGGUGGUCUCGGAUCCUACCCGGAGAUGUAGAAUCACUGGACAAGUUUGUUCUGUUUCUGACGGAGGUAAAGAACGCCGUAUCUGGCGUAGCUUUGAGUGAAUUCGAACAUCCAUCAACUCUCCGCCUGAUAGUUUCUAAAGUUCCUCCUCACCUGCAGGAUCGGUGGCUUAGAGAAGUAGACCGCCUAUGCCAGGAGGGGCGCGCUGUCAGGUUUUCCGAUUUAGUUAAGUUUUUGGCCGCUGAGGUUCGGGUCAAGAAGAAUCCGCUUUUUGGCCUUCGUUCUGCCAAUGCUGACCGCCGGCCGGAGGCUCCUGGUGGACCUCGGAGGCACACGGUCAAUGUGGCGCACGUGACAGCGCCGGGGGAUCAGCGCUGCGUCUACUGUGGCGGUCCCCACAGUGUGGCGGACUGUGAGGUGCUGAGGAUGAGGCCGUGGGUCGAGCGGCGAAAGGUCUUUAUGCAGCAUAAGUUAUGUUUUGGGUGCCUAAAGGUGGGGCACCAGGUUCGGUCCUGCCGGCGGCCGCUGGUCUGCGGCGUCUGUGGCGGGCUCCAUCCCUCUGUCAUGCAUGGCGAACCGGGCGGGGGACCGGCACCACCUUGGGUUUCAGGCUCUCGGCCGGAUCAGUGGCAUCAGCGGCCGAGUCCUCGCGGUAGUACGUCUCAGAGGAUGCAGCCAGGUGACAUGAUUCCGCCCGGCGGAGUCGGGACAGCGGUGGUUCCGUACCGCGGCGGCGCGGGUCCGCCCAUGAGUGCGCCGGUGGCGCCGCCUGCUGGUGCGGCGGUGGCGACACCUGUUGGUACGGCGAUGGCGCAGUCCGCCGCGGCGGCGGGGUCUGCAUCGCGCGGUGGAUCCGCAGGCGCUGUUGUAAGUGCAAGCCUUGGACUGCAGGGUGCAGGUCGCACGGCCCUCCCUGUAGUUGCGGUGCGGCUUCGUGCUCCAACAGGCAAAGUGAUCGUGACGAAUGGGUUUUUUGAUCAAGGGUCGUCGGGAAGCUUCCUGACUGAGCGACUCGCAGAGCGUUUGGGAGUGCAAACUGAGCGCACGACCAUCUCUAUCGAGACCGUGGGUAACGAUAGGAGGAGCAUGUCCACUUCGAUAGCUCCAGGGUUAGAAGUAAGCGCUCUAAACGGCGGUGAGUUCCACUCUCUACCGCCACUAUUGACUAUUGACGCGCUUCCGGUCACCCAGGCCGACCGAUGUCAGGGAAGUGAGCUAAAGGCUGCGUCCCACCUGGACGGUGUAGAGCUUCACGAGCUGGAUGUACCGGUGGAAGUUCUGAUCGGUUCUAACUGUGCCGAACUGAUUGUGGCGAGAGAGGUUCGUUCUCCUCCCCAGGGCGAGACUGGUCUGUGUGCUGUGCGAACUGUACUGGGCUGGUAUGUGAUGGGACCGGUCCGGGAAGCCACCGGUUCGGGAGAGAGGUUCACGGUGAACUUUCUGAGGGUGCAGGAGAUGUCUGUUUCUGACCAUGACGCUGAGGAUAGUUUGUACAGGAAGAUGUAUGAUAAUGACUUCAAGGAUUUGUCGGACGAUCGUGAGUGCUUCUCUGUGGAAGAUCACGAGUGGCUCGCUGAUGUUCUGCCCCGAGUGAGGAGAGAUGAUGAUGGAUUUUUUGAGGUUCCUCUCCCUAAGAGGGAUUUCGGUGCGCUGCCUGACAGCAUGCCGGUGGCGUCAAAGCGUUUGGACUCGCUGAGGAAGCGUUUCAAUGCAGACCCAGAGUACUUUGACGCACGACAAUCCUGA